Messenger RNA from Pungitius pungitius (ninespine stickleback), 1020 nucleotides. RefSeq names its product B9 protein domain 1 (gene b9d1). Gene Ontology annotation, biological process: cilium assembly. The coding region runs from base 192 to 821 and encodes 209 amino acids. The record is from RefSeq and is a predicted model, not a curated record. The transcript is spliced from 7 exons. Gene Ontology annotation, cellular component: MKS complex. NCBI's taxonomy places the organism in Eukaryota, Metazoa, Chordata, Actinopteri, Perciformes, Gasterosteidae.
UUCGGCGCUGCCGUUAGGUUUGGGCCUCGCGGGGAGCCGUAGUGGAGCCACGGCCGUCGCCCUGGCAACAGGAGGGAGCUCGGCCCUGUUUGCUGUGCGCGAGCGGCAGCAGGAUUCUUCCAAAAAACUGGGAGGAAUUCCGCCGGGACGCAACGACGACUUAAAUCUCCCGGCUGCCGACUGAAGCCGCGAUGGCCACGAGCAACCCGUCCGUGUUUCUGCUCACGGUUAACGGACAGAUUGAGGGCGCGGACUUUCCAGAGUAUGACAACUUGUACUGCAAAUACUGUUUCGUCUACGGCCACGACUGGGCUCCAACCUCGGGGUUGGAGGAAGGCAUCACUCAAAUAACGUGUAAAGGCCGUCAGUCAUCACACAAGUUAAUAUGGAACUUCCCCCUGGAGACUACGUUCAAGAGCACGAACCCUUCUGGAUGGCCUCAGCUGGUGGUGAGCGUGUACGGGCCGGAUGUGUUUGGCAACGACGUGGUCAGAGGCUACGGAGCAACACACAUUCCCUUCACACCUGGACAACACAGACGAAUAAUCCCCAUGUUUGUUCCUGAGCCCACAUGGAGACUCCAGAAAUUCACCAGCUGGCUGCUGGGGCGGCGGCCCGAGUACACAGACCCUAAAGUAGUGGCCCAGGGCGAAGGCAGAGAAGUCACGCGGGUUCAAUCCCAAGGCUUCGUCGGCGUCUCCUUUCACAUCAUCACCAAAGACAUGAAGAAGCUGGGCUACGACGUCGGGCCGCCCAGCUCGGCCAUCGCAGCGUCCGCCACAUCUGGCUGGUCCACGGAGGAGCAGCCGCACAGCCUGUAAGGGCCGCCAUGAGGGAACACUGAUGGGGGUCUAUUGUUUAGGAUAUAAACCCCCUCCAAAGCAAAGGCAUGACAUUCAUGUUAAACGACUCGUGUGCUAAAUAGACACCAAGCAACAAAUGUUAUUUAUUUUAACCUAUUUUCAGAUUCUUACGCUUUUGUACCUUUUAAAAAUAAAUACGCUACCUCCAAUUUGUCAA